AUGCCCGCAACAUUGAAGGAAUUCGAGACGGUCUUCCCCAAGCUGGUGGAAGACUUGAAAGAGCAUUGCCAACAGUACAAGCUACCACAGACAGCCCUGACCUGGUUCGAGGAGUCUCUCAACCACAACACACUCGGCGGAAAGUGCAAUCGCGGACUCUCUGUUAUUGAUACAACGUCUCUCUUGCUCGGCCGUAAGCUCAGCGACGAUGAGUUUUUCAAGACGGCCACGCUUGGCUGGCUCAUUGAGCUGCUGCAAGCCUUUUUUCUGGUUAGCGACGACAUCAUGGAUAGCAGCAAGACCCGCCGUGGCCAGCCAUGUUGGUAUCUGAUGCCCAAGAUCGGCAUGAUUGCCAUCAACGAUGCCUUCAUGCUCGAGUCCUCAAUCUACCUCCUACUGCGCAAGUACUUUCGUCAGGAGAAGUACUAUCUGGACGUGAUCGAGCUCUUCCACGAUGUCACCUUUCAGACUGAACUCGGCCAGGCUUGCGAUUUGAUCACCGCACCAGAAGACCAGGUCGAUCUCAGUAAAUUCAGCCUGGAAAAGUAUACCUUUAUUGUCAUCUACAAGACGGCGUACUACAGCUUCUACCUCCCCGUCGCACUUGCGCUCCACUUUGCCGGUAUGGCAACCCCAAAGAACCUCAAGCAAUCCGAGGACAUUCUGGUUCCCAUGGGCGAGUAUUUCCAGGUUCAGGACGACUACCUGGACAACUUUGCCGACCCAACGACGUUGGGCAAGAUCGGGACGGAUAUUCAGGACAACAAGUGCGGUUGGUUGAUCAACCAGGCCCUGAAGAUCGCCUCUCCCGAGCAGAGAAAGGUGCUGGACGAUAACUACGGGCAGAAGGACAGCAAGGCGGAGGCGCAGGUGAAGAAGAUCUUUGACGAUUUGGAGCUGGAGAGAAUCUUCCACGAGUAUGAGGAGAAGCGAGUGGGCGAAAUUCGGGAGAAGAUUGCCAAUGUCGAUGAGAGCGAGGGCUUGAAGAAGGAGGUAUUCGAGGAAUUCCUCCGGAAGAUCUACAAGCGAAGCAAAUAG
Molecule: messenger RNA, 1038 nt
Organism: Ramularia collo-cygni
Lineage: Eukaryota; Fungi; Ascomycota; Dothideomycetes; Mycosphaerellales; Mycosphaerellaceae
Product: probable farnesyl pyrophosphate synthetase
Exons: 2
Coding region: 1-1038 (345 amino acids)
Biological process (GO): trans, trans-farnesyl diphosphate biosynthetic process
Cellular component (GO): cytoplasm
Molecular function (GO): (2E,6E)-farnesyl diphosphate synthase activity; dimethylallyltranstransferase activity
Source: RefSeq, a predicted model, not a curated record